This is a messenger RNA of Sorex araneus (European shrew), 972 nucleotides long. It is a transcript of the gene SVBP, whose product is annotated as small vasohibin binding protein. Gene Ontology annotation, cellular component: apical part of cell. The record is from RefSeq and is a predicted model, not a curated record. Gene Ontology annotation, biological process: protein secretion; negative regulation of protein ubiquitination. The transcript is spliced from 3 exons. Lineage: Eukaryota; Metazoa; Chordata; Mammalia; Eulipotyphla; Soricidae. The coding region runs from base 447 to 647 and encodes 66 amino acids.
UGGGGCCCGCGCCGCGGAGAGCCGCGAAGCCUCGGGCCCGGGCGGGAAGGAGCCCGGAGAGGGCGCGGCGGGACAGGGGCACCUCCCCUGGGGCCGGGCCUGGGCCUAGGGCGGGCCCGGCGGCGGCGGGGGGCGGGCCCGUGGGGGGGCGGGCCCGGCUGGUGGGUCCCGGGACCCGAGCCGGGGACAGAGCGGUGGCCCAGGGGCCACCCCCGCACCGGCCGGCUCGCUGGACCUGACCGCGCCACGGGGGGCGGGCACGACGCGGUCAAUGACAUCCUCGUGGCUCUUUUCAUUGGGGGCCUCGCCGACACCUCUUGGGAGAACAGGAGAGGGACCGGUGCCCCGUUUUGCAGCCGAGAAAAUCUGAGGCUCAGAUCCGGGAGGGGGUCUUGCCGAAGGGACACCCGGGGAGUUCAGAGCUAAGAAUAUUCUGAAGCCAAGUCAUGGAUACACCUGCACGUAAGGAAAAAUCCAAAGUUAAGGAACCUGUUGGCAGAGUGGAGAAGGCCAAGCAGAAAUCAGCCCAGCAGGAGCUGAAGCAAAGACAAAGAGCAGAGAUCUACGCCCUCAACAGAGUGAUGACGGAGCUGGAGCAGCAGCAGUUCGAUGAGUUCUGCAAGCAGAUGCAGCCGCCCGGAGAGUGAGAUCCCGGGCUAAGCGACAGUGUCCUGGAGGCUUUUAGGGGAGCACGUUCCCACUUUUAAACUGCAAUGAUCAUUUGGAGCCUUACCGAACUAGACACGAGGACAUUUACAUUAUUCCUAAAAUUGGAUGAGUCUGAACUUGUUUGUCGCUUCUGCUACAGUGAUGUCUCCAAAUUGGCCACGUGCUCACUGAAAAGACUUGUUUUACCCUAAGAUAAUAGAUUUUUUAAAAGAAACAUUUUUAUGUUAUUGGAGGGGGAAAAAAAAAUCAGUGUCUCUUGUGAAAUUAAAUCUCUAAAAAUACAAAUAAAAUUAGUAAAAUGUU